Varroa destructor (honeybee mite) is the source of this 16558-nucleotide messenger RNA. RefSeq names its product Ryanodine receptor (gene RyR). Gene Ontology annotation, molecular function: protein binding; ryanodine-sensitive calcium-release channel activity. NCBI's taxonomy places the organism in Eukaryota, Metazoa, Arthropoda, Arachnida, Mesostigmata, Varroidae. Gene Ontology annotation, biological process: intracellular calcium ion homeostasis; release of sequestered calcium ion into cytosol by sarcoplasmic reticulum; striated muscle contraction. The record is from RefSeq and is a predicted model, not a curated record. Gene Ontology annotation, cellular component: sarcoplasmic reticulum membrane; smooth endoplasmic reticulum; sarcolemma.
AUAAUAUUAGCUUAGCACCAGGUCGUUCGAUAGUUAGCGCUUAUUGCCUGCUGUGUAGACUUGGGACUAAUACCAGUAGCAAACGGAAGCUAUGCUGGCAGCCCGGCGAGCCAGACGGGUCGCUUAAGCCCAAGCGACUUUCCCUCGACACCAGCGCCGUCUUGCUACUCUUGCAAAUGGGCGAACCUGCGGGUGCCGAUUUUCCUGCGGUACGAACGAUGUAUAUUGGUGAACCUAUUCACAUCCGGCUCGGAUUUUAAAGGUGCCCGAGGUAACACCACGAACGCGGUCGUGACGGAGCGAAGGAGUAGAAGGCGCAACUAUGGCGGAACCCGGCGAAGGGUCAUCCGAGCAAGAUGACAUUUCCUUCCUUCGGACGGAUGACAUGGUAUGCCUGCAGUGUACGGCCACGGGAACAAGAGUGUGCCUUGCUGCCGAGGGUUUCGGCAACAGGCACUGCUACCUGGAAAACAUCUCGGACAAGGACCUGCCACCGGCCAUGUUAUCUUGCGUGUUCGUCAUCGAGCAGGCGCUCUCGGUUCGCGCCCUACAAGAAAUGGUCACCGCAUCAAACGCAGGGGAAUCAAGUACGAGCACUCAAUCAGGCCAUCGAACACUUCUAUAUGGCCAUGCGGUAUUGCUGCGUCACCAAAGUUCGAAUAUGUAUCUCGCCUGCCUCUCAUCCUCGACUUCAAGCGACAAGCUCGCCUUUGACGUUGGACUUCAGGAUCAUUCAGAGGGCGAGGCGUGCUGGUGGACGAUCCAUCCUGCUUCAAAGCAACGAUCGGAAGGAGAGAAAGUUCGGGUCGGAGACGAUCUCAUCCUUGUGUCGGUCGCCACCGAAAGAUACUUGCAUACUGCAAAGGAAGGCGAAAAUACGAUUGUGAACGCUUCCUUUCACCUGACUCACUGGCCAGUGGCACCGUUCGGUACAGGAGCAUCACGCACGAAAAACGUCGGUUAUGUAUUUGGCGGCGAGGUCAUACGAUUCUAUCAUUCUGGCGACGAGUGUUUGACCAUCCCGCAAAACUGGAGUGCAGAAGCUGGCCAAAAUAUUGUGGUAUAUGAAGGUGGCGCCGUCCUCAAUCAGGCUCGCUCCCUCUGGAGACUCGAGCUAGUUCGAACCAAAUGGGCAGGUGCUUUCGUCAACUGGGAAAACCCAUUAAGGAUUCACCACAUUACAACAGGCCAGUAUCUCGCGUUCAAUGAUGAUAAGGAGGUGUGUUUGGUGCCGCCAGAAAAAGCCACACUCCAAGCUACAGCAUUCUGGUUGCGGAAAGAAAAAGAUGACAAAAAGGUACAGAUUGACGAGAAGGAAGAAGAAGUGCUGGGAGUUCCUCUUAUCAAGUAUGGCGAUACGACAAUGUUCAUCCAACAUCAGGAGACCGGGCUGUGGCUUUCGUACAAGACGUACGAAACAAAGAAACGUGGCGUUGGAAAAGUUGAAGAAAAACAGGUAAUCAUGUCAGAAGAAGGAAAAAUGGACGACGGGUUGGAGUUUUCCAGAGCUCAGGUUGAAGAGGCUCGUACAGCCAGAGUAAUCCGGAAAUGCGGUUCUCUGUUUACCAAAUUCAUUGCGAGUUUGGAUGACAUGUACACGCAAGGUGCCAAAGCGCUGGAGGCUUUCGAUCAGGAUGAGAUGAACCUCUGUUUUGAGGAUCUCAUCAAUUACUUCGUGCAACCUGAAGAGGACAUCGAGCACGAGGAAAAGCAGGCAAAACUCAAAGCCCUUCGAAAUCGUCAGGAUUUAUUUCAGGAAGAGGGCAUUCUAACCUUGACACUGGACACAAUCGACAAGAUCAAUGCUAUUACGACAGGGCAGAUUGUCGCUGGACAUGAAGCGACGAUGCAGGAAAUUUUGUCGGGCGAAGGCGGACCCAACUGGGAAGAAAUUUCCGGCUACCUUUACCAGCUGCUGGCGUGUAUUAUCAAAGGCAACCACACGAAUUGCGCGCAGUUUGCACAGCCGCAGAGACUUGAUUGGCUUUUUGGGCGCUUGGGGAGUCAACAAGCCAGUGAAGGUAUGCUGGAUGUACUUCACUGCGUACUGAUCGACUCACCUGAAGCUCUAAAUAUUAUGAAGGCGGACCAUAUUAAGGUCAUUAUUUCUCUGUUAGAGAAACACGGUCGUGAUCCUAAGGUCCUUGAUGUCCUAUGCUCGCUAUGCGUCACUGGCAAUGGUAUUGCAGUGCGGUCUUCACAGAACAAUAUAUGCGACAAUCUAUUGCCCGGCCGAGAUCUUUUACUGCAAACAAAACUGGUCGAUCACGUCGCCAGUAUGCGGCCCAACAUCUACGUAAGCAACGUGGACAAUUCGGCCAUGUUUAGGCGUUGGUAUUUUGAAGCACAGGUUGACCACCAAGAGAUGAUCUCUCAUCUCGUACCCUAUUUGCGCAUCGGGUGGGCUUCGACCGCCGGCUACGUUCCGUAUCCUGGGGGAGGUUCGAAAUGGGGCUGUAACGGAGCUGGCGAUGAUCUAUUUUCUUACUCUUUCGAUGGCCGCAGCCUAUGGACUGGCGGACGAGAAAACGUUGUACAUCACGUUGAAGAUGUCCCUCUUAUAAAGAAAGGGGACAUCAUUGGCUGUAUCCUUGAUCUCAACGUUCCCGUAAUUAGUUUCACUGUUAACGGACGAAAGGUCAAAGGAUGUUUUAGAGACUUUAAUAUUGAUGGAUUGUUCUAUCCCGUCAUAUCGUUCUCCGCCAAGGUCAGCUGCCGUUUCUUGCUGGGUGGGGACCAAGGUCGCCUUCGGUACGGCCCUCCCGAGGGCUAUUCUGCCCUAUGCGAAGUACUGCUUCCCCAACAGGUUCUUAUGGUAGAGCCAUGUUUCCUUUUUGGAGAUCUCUUUAAAGGCAUCUAUCAAGGGCCGACGGCAGAACCUUCCCUUGGUGACGUGGCGUUUGUACCGAAACCUGUGGAUACAAACACAGUGAUACUAGCACCAUUUAUAGAACAGGUGCGAGACAAACUAGCGGAGAACAUUCAUGAGGUGUGGUCAAUGCGUAAAAUCGACGAAGGCUGGUGCUGGGGCGCUGAGAAAGACACCGAUGAAUGGCUUCACCCCUGUUUGGUGCCUUUCGCCCGUUUGCCCCCAGCUGAAAAACGCUACGAUAUCAUGCUAGCCCUUCAAACUCUCAAAACAAUCGUUUCAUUAGGCUACCAUAUUUCGAUGGAUCAGCCACCGGGAAGGAUCCGAACGAUUAAGUUACAUAACGACCCGUACAUGCAACCGAACGGCUAUAAGCCAGCACCCCUCGACCUAUCGCAGAUUACACUUAAUGCGAAGAUGGACAACUUGGUCGACUUGUUGGCAGAAAACACACACAACGUAUGGUCUCGCGAACGCAUUCAACAGGGCUGGACGUAUGGCCUCAUUGAGGACUUUCAGACACGUCGUAGUCCUCAUCUGGUGCCUUACAAGUUUGUUGACGCCACCAUUAAGAAGGCGAAUCGGGACACGGCCGCUGAGACAGUGAAAACGCUGUUAGCGUACGGUUACGUACUCGAGCCACCAGCUGGCGAUACCGAACAACAGGGCUUAAGCAAAGAGGCUGCUGCAACGAAAGUGAACGCAAGGACUCUUCGUGCUGAAAAACAAUACGCUGUAUCAUCGGGCAAGUGGUACUUCGAAUUUGAGGUAAUGACAUCUGGUUUAAUUAAGGUCGGCUGGGCGACGGUGAAUUUCCUACCGUCAUGUGAUCUUGGGGGUGACGAGAACUCGUUUGCCUAUGACGGUCUCCUAGGCCAGAAGAACACGGCGGGAGGUUCAGAAACGUACGGUCGCCAAUGGGCUGUAGGUGAUGUCAUUGGAUGCAUGUUGGAUCUACACGAUAAGACAAUUUCAUUCUCGUUAAACGGCGAGCUCCUACUUGAUGCGUUGGGAGGCGAGGCGGCCUUCACGGACAUUCCUGGCGAUCUUGGCUACGUUCCCGCUUUUACGCUUGGAACUGGUCAAAAGUGUCGUGUAGUCUGGGGUCAUGACGUCAACCAGCUGCGAUUCUUUACUACGUGCGGAUUGCAGGAAGGCUACCAGCCCUUCUGUGUCAAUAUGAACCGCCAGCUAAGUAUGUGGUAUAAUAAGGACGAUCCGAUCUUCAUAAACUUCGACGAAGCCGAAGUCUGUAAUAUCGAAGUGACGAGGAUCCCGCCCGCAGGUGAAGCACCCCCAGCUAUCAAGAUCACUCACAAGCUGUUUGAGUCUGUAGAGAAGGUGAACUACGAGUUUUUACGUCUCAGUUUGCCUAUUCAGUGCCACAACGAAUUUAUUGAUGGGACAGCCAAAGAGCGACAAUGGGAAGAAAUGCGAUCCCGCCAAAAACACGAGGUAAUGUUCCAAAUGGACUCCUGCGAUAGACAACAACGCCAACGGGAUUCCAGGCCUCCAGGAAACUUGGAGCAGCAUAUGCUACAGAGCGGUUUUAGCAUGUCCGACGUUAAGGACCUCCAACGUGCGUAUUCAGAGGACGCCGCUGAAGGCCCGGGAUCCGACUCGCCUGUACUGCCCAAAGGCCCACCUCCGCGUAGGAAGUCGAUUCGAUCUGGCACGCUAACGAAGACAGCUUCGUUCGAGCAUGCCACUUUGGGGAUCCCGGGUGUGGCGGAUAAAAGUGGCUCAGAGCACUCCAUGGUCCCGUCGAUGAGCGAACUAGAACUGCGUGCUAAAGGGCAAGAUCCGCACGAUAAAAAGACUCGCGGGAAGAGCCCAUUCAAGUUCUUCUCGCGUAACAAGGAUAUUCCCACAAUGGAGCCAGCCCCACCCACAAGUCUAAGUCCACCACCUACGGUCACAAUUAGGGAACCGUCCAUUCGUGGACCCUCACCGUCGGGAGGAUCAGCAACAGGCUCAGCCGUUGGCCAGCUGACUGUUCCAGGCCAAGUACCUGGUCAGAUUUCUCGUCAAGGAAGCACCCGACGCAUGUCAAUGGCUCAUGUUCCGAUUCCUCAUGAGGAGGGCGGAAAUCAACUCGACCCGCGGCAUCUAGAUAUGGCUCACGAAUAUUUCUACGGAUGCCGUAUCAUGCCCGGCCAGGAUCCCCAACACGUCUACGUCGGCUGGAUUACCACUGCUUAUAAGUAUUUUGCCAAAGGAUUUGAUUUGCAGAAAAUCCGAAAAGUAGCAUAUCAUGGAUUUGGAGAGGAUGGAAGUGUUCAGGAAAUCCUUGAGCGCAAAAACUGCUACAUGGUAUGUGCUGGCCAGCUCUUGCAAGAAAUUCAGAUGGCUUCUGGUGAAGGCUCUUCUCGCGGGGCAUCAAAUCAAGGAAUGUACGUCGGUUGCCAUAUCGACGUUUCCACUGGUUACCUCACCUUUACAGCUGAUGGAAAGCCGACUAAGGCUCGUUUCAAGAUUGAGCAGAGCACAAAGCUUUUCCCAGCUGUGUUCUUUGAGGCGACAACAAAAGAGGUCUUCCAGUUUGAGCUGGGAAGAACACCUUCCACCCUUCCACUUUCGGCAGCUCUUCUUAAGACAACUGCCAAGAGUUUACAGCCACUAUGUCCACCUAGAUUGCGCGUUCAGUGUCUCCAGCCGUUUUCUUGGUCUCGUGUGCCUAAUUACAACCUGCGACCGCAUGCUCUUCGUCUUUCGGAAAUUCGAGGAUGGUCUAUUAUCGUAGAGGACUAUGUAUCCAUGCUUGCAGUACAUAUACCUGAAGAGGAUCGUUGUAUAGAUGUCCUAGAGCUCAUCGAACAGGACCGUUUGCUGAACUUCCAUGCAGGUUCACUUGCUUUGUACGGGGCACUCUGCUAUCAGGGUAACCAGCGGGCCGCGCACAUAAUCUGUAAUCAUGUCGAUGAGAAACAACUGAUGUACGCUAUUCGAUCGGCGUAUUUAUCCGGUCCUCUGCGAUGCGGCUUCACCAAUCUGCUAAUUGCUCUACAUCUCGAGUUCCAUGCGUACUCAAUGUCAUUAACACAGAAUGAGUUCAUCAUUCCGCUGGGCUCGCAAAUCAGAGAGUUGUACGAAGAUCCAAUGACGGCUCAUUCCUUCCAGACGCUUAAAUGCGUCUCUAUUAGGCCGGUUCUUACCUUCUCGGAUGUGUCUGAAACGGUCGACUCCAUCAAGGACCUUCACACGCCGACAUUUCCUCAUGAUGCACUUCGCCAGUUUGUGAUGGAAGGCCUCGCAGACGCUGUUCGAAAAGACUCCAAGCCAAAUCGGGACCCGAUCGGAGGCAGCAACGAGAACCUCUUCGUGCCUCUGUUGAAGCUGACUGACAAACUACUUGUUACGGGUCUUUUUGAUGAUGAUGAUCUGGCAUGCCUACUCAAACUUCUUGACCCCGAUGUAUUUGGCGAGGUAGAGGAACCUGAUCGCGAAAUUACUGAGGUUCCGCCAAUUGGCGAGACUCCGAAAAAAAUGGGGCUCAUAGACAUGAAUAUCGCGGAGGGUGUAAAGCUUCAGAUGUGCUUAGUUCUUCACCACUUACUUGAUCUCCAAUUGCGCCACAGAAUCGAGGCUUAUAUCGCGUUUACCGAACAGUUCGCCAGAGAUCUUCAGGCCGACCAACUGCGACGCUAUAUCGAGAUCAAACAGUCCGAUCUGCCAUCAUCCCUUGCAGCUAAGAAGACAAGAGAAUUCCGCUGUAAUCCUCGAGAGCAAAUGCGAACUGUUCUAAAUUUCAAGAAUCUUGAUGAAGAGGCCGGAGAAGAGUGUCCUUGUGGAGAGGAUAUUCGCUCACAGCUCGUGGAGCUCCACGAUGAUAUGAUCUAUCGUUUGAAGGUCUGCGUGGCCGAGGAAGAAAACGGAAAGCAGUUGUCAGAAAAAGACGCGGCCGCCAAGAAGUCGUCGAUCGGACAAAAGCUCAUGAGUAUUGUCAAAUUUAUGAAAUCAACGACAGAAGACGAACAAGCAGAAGCCGAGCCGGAAGCAGAAAAGCCAGUACUACUUGAGGAACUUUUCAUAAAGAAAGUGUCAAAAACCGUUGUGUCCUGGGCUCAAAAAAGCGAAAUUGAAAAUCAUCAAGUCAUACGCCAGAUGUUUGACCUACUGCUCCGUAUCUAUAACGCUAUAGGAGAGCUCAUAAACUCGUUGGAUAAGACCUACAUCAUUUCGGAAAAAAGCAAUGAUGAUGUCAUCAGUCUUUUUGGCAAUCUAACCAAAAUUCGUGCGCUACUUCCUGUUCAAAUGUCUCCCGAAGAAGAGGAAAUUAUGCGAGUAUCUUCCUGGUCGCUGGUACGAAAUCGUGUGUUCUUCCAGCACCCUGACCUCAUUCGAAUCCUACGCGUCCACGAAAACGUCAUGGAUGUUAUGGUAAACACUCUAGGCAAGCGGGCACAAACUCAGCCGUCGCAAGGCGAAAAAAAUGACGACAAAAACACUUCUCAAAUGGUAGUGUCGUGUUGUCGUUUUCUUUGCUACUUCUGUCGAACGGGACGCAUUAACCAGAAAGCCAUGUUCGACCACCUUGACUUCGUUUUAGAAAAUGCCAACAUCCUUUUAUCGCGUCCCUCGUUGCGUGGCUCGACGCCGUUGGACGUAGCCUAUUCGUCGCUCAUGGAGAAUUCGGAGUUGGCACUUGCUUUGCGUGAGCACUAUCUUGAGAAGAUCGCUAUCUACUUGUCACGUUGUGGUCUACAGUCAAACCAAGAACUGGUAGACAAAGGUUAUCCUGAUGUGGGUUGGGAUCCCGUCGAGGGUGAGCGCUAUCUAGAUUUCCUUAGAUUCUGUGUGUGGGUGAACGGCGAAUCGGUGGAAGAGAACGCCAACCUUGUCAUUCGACUGCUAAUUAGGCGACCGGAAUGCCUUGGCCCAGCACUUCGAGGUGAAGGUCCUGGCCUGCUUGAGGCCAUUAAGGAAGCGAUCAAAAUGUCUGAGAAUAUAGCAAUAAAACGGGAACAACAAGGCCUGCCUGUAAGGCCAACGGAAGACGAAGACGAAGAUUACAUUGAUAUGGGAGCAGCAAUCUUGAACUUCUAUUGUGCCUUAGUCGACCUGCUGGGCCGUUGCGCUCCCGAGGCUGCUACAAUUGCCCAAGGCAAGAAUGAAUGCAUUCGAGCUCGAGCCAUUCUACGAUCGCUGGUUCCUCUCGAUGAUCUGAUUGGAGCGCUCAGUUUGCGGUUUACACUGCGUACUGCACGACGAAACAAGGAGGGUCAGCUUAUAUCAGACCUCCCAGCGGGGUUACACCCAAAACAUAAACAGAGCAUUGCAUUGUUCCUCGAGCGUGUCUACGGUAUUGAAAACCAGGAUAUCUUCUACCGUAUCCUUGAAAAUGGCUUUUUGCCCGAUCUUCGUUCGGCGACGAUGCUUGAACGCGAUGACAACAUUCAAAGCGAGAUGGCGUUGGCUCUGAACCGCUACAUUGGCAAUUCCGUUUUGCCGAUGCUCAUUCAGUACUCGCAUUUCUACCGCGAUGCAGAAAACUAUGAUUAUCUGCUGGACGCCGCCUUACAAACUGUGUAUCGUCUAUCCAAAGUCAGAAUUCUGACAAAAGGUCAGCGUGAGCUUGUAUCCGAUUUUCUCGUAGCUCUGACCCGCGAAAUGCAGCCCUCCAUGUUACUGAAACUUCUCCGAAAGCUCACAGUUGACGUUUCACAGUUGACCGAGUACACAGCUGUCGCGCUGCGAUUGUUGAUGUUGCACUACGAGCGCUGCAAUAAGUACUAUUCAUGCGGUCAGGGUUCGUACGGCAUCGCAUCGGAAGAGGAGCGCCGUCUAUCCAUGAUCCUGUUCUCGAAUAUCUUUGACUCGCUCUCCAAAAUGGAAUACGAUCCCGAGCUUUUCAGUAAGUCUCUGCCGUGUCUGACCGCCAUCGCCUGCGCGUUGCCGCCAGAUUAUUCAUUAACAGAGUCGAGCGAUGACGACUGGGAUAAAAGCAAGCCAACUAUUUACACGCCUACACCGCUUGAGAGUAUGGGAAUCCAACUGUCAGGUGAUCUUCAGAACAUCGUACAACGCUUUUCCGAGCAUUAUCAUGAACAAUGGGCCACACGGAAGUCAGAAGCCGGUUGGCAAUACGGAGAACGUUUCUGCAAUGAGCUCCGAGCACAUCCGAGACUAAAGCCUUAUAAUCUUCUUCAAGAAUGGGAAAAGGAACGCUACAAAGACCCUAUCAGAGAUUUGCUUAAGGCUAUUCUUGCCCUUGGGUGGAGACUCGAACCAGGAGAUCAGCCACGCUCUACUGGGCCUAUAUUUCAUAACUGCAUUAAUCCGUUAGAUUACAUGCCCACACCGGUCGACCUUUCGAGUUUGACCUUGAACAAGGAUCAGAUGGCGCUAAUGGAGCGCAUUGCAGAAAAUACUCAUGACAUCUGGGCGUGCGGCGUCAAGCGACAGCUGGAUUCUAUUGGAGGAGAAAUUGUGCCCCAAUUUGUACCAUAUGAUUUUCUAACCGACCAAGAAAAGUACAAGCAUCGAGAUCGUGCUCAGGACCUUUUAAAGUUCCUUCAAUAUGAGGGAUAUCGCCUCAUUAGUAAGGACAAAAAGCGUGCAGACGAUGGUUUAGGCGAUAAGAAGCAGGAGGUUCGGUUUGCUACUUCACUUCUUGAGAAGUUGAUUCAGUAUUUGGACGCAGCUGCAAUGCAUAUGAAGCUACUCAAACCAAGUUUACCCUUCAGUCGGCGAAGCUCUUUCCGCCAACACUCAAAGGACGUUAAGUUUUUCAAUAAAGUCGUACUUCCCUUGAUCGAUCGUUUGUUUGUGGCUCACCGACAAUUUUUCCUUCAAGCUGCUACAGCGACAAGCAAUAUCGGUACGGCGACGGUCCGAGAAAAGGAAAUGGUUGCUAAGCUUUUCUGCAAAUUGGCUGGCCUCUUCCGUUCAAAGUUUAUGGUGUUCGGCAGUGAGACGAAACUCACCGUUUCGUGUCUUCAAGUACUUUGUCGCGCCACGGAUGCCCGUACGGUCGCUAAAAGUUGCCCAGAUCUUGUCAAGACGUCGAUUCUGACGUAUUUUAAUAAUGUCGCCGACGAUUUAGAUAACACUUUAAAAAACCUCGAAAUCGGUAAAUACACUCAUCUCCGAGGAACUCAUCUCAAAACGUCUACAUCUCUCAAUUACAUUCAAGUUGCUGUAAUUCCUGUUCUUACAGCGCUAUUUGACCAUUUAGCCAACAACGAAUUUGGAGCUGACUUGCUUCUUGAGGACGUUCAGGUUGCGUGCUAUCGCAUCCUAAAUGCAAUCUACACCCUCGGUACCCGUCAAAACCUACAUCAAGGCAAAUCGUUUGUGAAGGCCGAAAUGGAUCGUCAUCGUCCAGCCUACGGCAACUGCCUGGGAGCGUUUGCUGCGUCCUUCCCUGUUGCUUUUCUUGAACCUGCAUAUAAUAAAUUCAAUCCCAACUGCAUUCAUUCGAAACAGGAGGAACACUCCCUAGAAGCCCAGGCUGUCAUGGCUCAGCUAGAGAGCUCCAUGCCGAACAUUGAUGAUUUAAUUGCCACCGUAGAUAAAUUCGUCACGAGUGGCACCCGUUAUAUCGAAGAGCCCCACAUCAUUGAGGUGAUCGUACCAAUGCUCUCGGCUUAUCUCCCGUUCUGGUGGAGCCAGGGCCCAGAUAAUGUGCCGCCUUCGGCACAAGGCCACCAUGUCACGAUGGUUACCGCUGAUCAUCUCAACAAAGCCCUUAGGAGUAUUCUCAACCUAUUGAAAAGAACGGUGGCGGUGCAUGAUUCCCCAUGGAUGAUCACCAUUGCAGCUCACGCUGGUCAAAUUGUGAUCAAUUCAUCGGAAGAGCUGCUUGAUAGCACCGUACUGCCACUGACGGAAAAAAUCUUCGGUGUAAUGGACGCGCUAUUUAAGAAAGAAGAGUCAAUGCGAGCAUUUCUUAAGUCAAGCGCCGAAGACACGUCCGAACUUGAGAAUCAACUUCAGGAAGAGUACGCGUUGCUAACUCGGGAUAUUUACGCCUUUUAUCCACUGCUUAUCAAAUAUAUCGAUUUGCAAAGGAAUCACUGGCUCAAGCACAACGUCAAGAGCGCUGAAGUCCUUUACAACCUCAUUGCGCAUAUGUUUAACAUGUGGAACAAGUCUCAGUAUUUCCGCCGUGAAGAAGCAAACUUCAUAUCGAUGUACGAGAUUGACAAUAUGGCGCUUAUCAUGCCUUAUUCGGCCAGCACCAAGGGCCGACCGAUUAUGCAGUCGAUGGGCUCAUCGGGAUCGUCUGAGAGUCCUCAAGCCGGCAAAAAAGAAAAGAAAAAAAAGAAACGAGAUACAAAACGAGAUAAGGAAAAAGAGCUUGCUGCCUCGCUAAUGGUUGCUUGUCUCAAGAGGAUCUUGCCCGUCGGCUUGAAUCUGUUUGCUGGCAGAGAGCAGGAGCUUGUACAGCACACGAAGGAAAAGUUCCUCAACAAGGAAGUCGACGAGGUGAUCAGAGAGUACGUGAACAUUCAGCUGACAUUGCCCGAUAAGAUCGAUCCAACGGACGCUAUGAGCUGGCAGCAUUACCUUUACUCAAAGCUCGGCCACAAAGAUCAAGUUGAAGAUGAGCAAGCCGUAGUACCUUUAUCCAACGUCAAGAAAGAAAAAGAGGUCGUCGUAACCCAAGAGAUGCUCGUGGAUCGGAUCAUAGAUAUGGCAAAGGUCCUUUUCGGUCUGCACAUGAUCGAUCAUCCACAGUCGUCAUCAAAGGACGUUUACCACAGCGUCGUAUCGACACAGCGGAAACGUGCAGUUAUCGCUUGCUUUCGAAUGGUCUCCCUCCACCAACUGCCUCGGCAUCGUUGUAUAAAUAUUAUGCUUCGUACGUACAAAGAUAUGUGGCUAGAAGAAGAAAAUAUCGGUCAUGAAAAGCUUAUCGAGGACCUGACAACGACGUUCGAGGAGGCUGAAAAGGGCCAGGACGUAUUAUCGGCCGAGAAGGAGGGCGAGGAAUCACACGACCCCCUAUCACAGCUCGUUCUGGCGUUCUCACGGGCCGCCACCACGGAACACAGUGGGGCAAUCGGUGAAGACAAUCUUUACAUGCUUUAUGCAUAUAUCUUCAGCCAGAGCUGCGGUGGGGCCGAGGAAGAAGAGGAGGAGGAUGGCGGCGAUGAAGAACCAUCGCUCCAGGAACAGGAGCUGGAAAAACAGCGGCUGCUGUUUCAACAGGCGAGAUUGGCCGAUAGAGGGGUCGCUGAAAAUGCUCUGUUGUACAUGUCAGCAUGCAAAGGCCAACAAAGCGAGAUGGUGUUGAAGACACUGAAACUCGGGAUUUCACUGCUCAAAGGCGGUAACACCGUUGUUCAAACAAGAAUGCUAAAUCACCUAAAAGACAAGAAGGACGUUGGCUUCUUCACAUCAAUAGCUGCGCUAAUGAAUUCGUGUAGCGUACUCAAUCUGGAUGCGUUCGAGCGUACGCAAAAAGCUGAGGGUCUCGGCGUCGGGUCCGAAGGUAUUGCAGGCGAAAAAAACAUGCACGAUGCAGACUUUACGUGCGCUCUGUUCCGUUUUCUCCAACUGCUCUGCGAGGGUCACAACCUCGACUUCCAGAAUUACUUGCGCACACAGGCUGGUAAUACGACCACAGUGAAUCUGGUCAUUUCAACGGUUGACUAUCUCCUCCGUCUGCAGGAAUCGAUUAUGGAUUUCUUUUGGUAUUACUCAUCGAAGGAUGUUGUUGACGCACCUGGUAAGGAAAAUUUCUGCAAGGCUAUAACAGUUGCCAAGCAGGUUUUCAACUCACUUACGGAAUUCAUCCAAGGUCCCUGUUGCGGAAAUCAGCAGGCCUUAGCACAUUCACGUCUAUGGGAUGCCGUUGGUGGUUUUCUUUUUCUGUUCGCCCAUAUGCAGAACAAGUUAUCUAAGAAUGUGUCCCAACUCGAUUUGCUACUCGAAUUUUUGGAUCUGCUGAAAGAAAUGGUAACCAUGAUGUUGUCCAUGCUUGAAGGAAACGUCAUGAAUGGCACUAUCGGAAAGCAGAUGGUGGAUACGCUGGCCGAAUCCGCUACAAAUGUCGAAAACAUACUUAAAUUCUUUGAUAGGUUCCUCAAGUUACAAGAACUUACUGGUUCAUCAUCCUUCAGCGAAAUGGAUUCGAAGAACACCGGCUGGAUCGCCUAUAGCGACUUCAAAAAGGCGAUGGAACAGCAGAAAAUCUAUGAGCCAGAGGAGAUUCAAUUUUUGAUGGACUGCAUGGAAGCAAAUCUUGACAAUAUGGUUGACUAUCGUGAGUUUACCGACCGUUUCCUCGGUCCUGCGAAAGAAAUCGGUUUUAAUCUUGCUGUGCUACUGACAAACCUUUCUGAGCACAUGCCUAACGAGCCCCGACUGGCGCACAUGUGCGAGGGGUGUUCAACGCUGCUAAGUUACUUUGAACCAUUUAUGGGUCGCAUCGAAAUCAUGGGCUCUGCUUCGCGUAUCGAAAGGGUCUAUUUCGAGGUCGAUGAAUCUGUUAUUGCCCAAUGGGAAAAGCCACAGAUCAAAGAAUCGAAAAGGGCCUUUUUCUACAGUAUCGUCACAGAGGGCGGCGACAAGGAAAAACUCGAGCUAUUUAUUAAUUUUUGCGAAGACGCCAUCUUUGAGAUGCAGCACUCAUCGCUAAUUGCUUGCGAGGAAGAAGAAGAAACACCGACCAAAGCUGAGGAAUACGUUUACGCCGGAGGCGAGGAAGAGAAACCGACCGGAGUAAUACCUCUGCUGAAGAGCGGUUUAAGAGCGGGGUGGCUCCAGAUUAUGGUAGCACUAAGCAUUUUGACGCCGGGAAAUCUCAAAGCACAGCUCGAGAAAACAAAGCAGAAAUCCCCGGUGGAGCUCAUCGUGAAUUUUGUCAAGGGCAUCGUGUAUAGCGGUGUUUACUCUCUGUGGAUUGUCUAUUUCGUUAUAAAAUCUACAGGAGGGUUCAUAAUGCGAUUGAUGUCUGGUAAACCGAUACUUGGCUCACCGGAAGAUGAAGACGAUCAAGGCGCAGUAAAACUCAAUAAAUUCGGUAUGCCUAUAACAGCUGUCCCGGUAGCCACUCCUGCAAUCGAGGCAUCUCCCGCCUCGGUGCCAAUGAUUGCAGAAACUGCGGCCUCGGUAGAAACAUUGCCUCCCGUCGAAGAGGCAAAACUCGUCGACACUGCCCAAGUUGAAGGUGCUCCGACAGAAUCAGCUGCCCGUGAAGAAUCCAAAGACAACGAAGUGAAAGGAUCCAACGUAAAUGUCGCUGCUGGAGCGGCCGCGGCAUCGGCCGCUGCUAUCGCCCCCGCCGCUCCGAUCGGAAAGGAGAUCGCGCUCCUUGAGCCGCCAAAGGAAGCUAUGGAAACGAAGCGGCCAUCACUAAUUCAACAAGACAUUCAGAAGCAGCAAAAUGAGGCGAUGAUGUUGACAGAGCCUUCAACCACCACCACCGAGACAAAAACGGAAGCAGAGAGUGGACCGGCCGUUGGAAAAUUUCAGUUGUCUAAUGUCGGUCUGAAGGUCGUGUCUUUUCUGGCACGAAACUUCUACACUAUGAAAUACGUCGCGCUGGUCCUCGCUUUUUGUAUCAACUUCAUUCUCCUUUUCUACAAGGUGACGACACUGGAAGAAGAUGAAGAUGACGGCUCCACCGAAGUUGUGAAGUCAGUGUUCGACGACGACGACGACGACGACGAUGUAUCGGGUUCAAAAGGUCUUCUAUCGAAUUUGACGGAGGUAUUACUAGGUUCAGGCUCGGGCUCGAGCGAGGACAGCGCGGGCUCGGAAGAGGAACUUGAAGAGUUUGUCGUCAUCGAUGAAAAGCUCUACUAUCUCGAGCCAAUCCUUCGAGGUAUGGCAAUUAUCCAUUCGAUCAUAUCGUUCUGUAUGAUGAUCGCCUACUACAACCUCAAAGUUCCGUUGGCGAUCUUCAAACGCGAGAAAGAGGUAGCUCGGGCGAUGGAGUUUGAUGGAAUGUACAUUGCCGAGGAGCCGCCUGAAGAUGAAAUCAAAGCACGUUGGGACAAACUCGUAAUAUCGACACGCUCUUUCCCUGUUAACUACUGGGACAAAUUCGUCAAGAAACGUGUACGGCAGAAAUACAGCGAAACUUUCGACAUUGAGCAGCUAAGCAAAUUGCUCGGAAUGAGUAAGGGAGGACUGCAGGAAGAGGAAAAGUCUGGGGGCAUCUUUUCGUUCAUCACGAACGUCGAUUGGAAGUAUCAAAUCUGGCAAGCGGGAGUCACUAUCACGGAUAAUUCAUUUCUGUACAACCUGUGGUAUCUGACUUUUUCGAUCCUUGGCAACAUGAAUUACUUCUUCUUUGCGGGUCACCUGAUUGACGUAGCGGUGUGCGUGCCCUCACUGAAGACGAUUUUGCAAUCGGUCACCCAUAAUGGCAAACAACUUUGCCUCACCGUGAUGCUGCUAACAAUUGUCGUGUACAUGUACACGGUAAUCGCCUUCACAUUUUUCCGCAAGUUUUACGUCCAAGAAGAAGACGACGAAGUGACACAGAAAUGUCACAACAUGCUAACGUGUUUUGUGUUUCACCUCUACAAGGGUGUACGAGCCGGUGGUGGUAUCGGUGAUGAGAUUGAAGCGCCCGACGGUGAUGAAUACGAAGUCUACCGAAUUAUUUUCGAUAUCACGUUCUUUUUCUUCGUUAUCGUUAUCCUGCUCGCCAUCAUUCAGGGUUUGAUUAUUGACGCCUUCGGUGAACUGCGUGACCAACUGCAAAGUGUGGUAGACGAUAUGGAGUCCAACUGUUUUAUAUGCGGUAUCGGCAAGGACUACUUUGACAGUGUACCGCAUGGUUUCGACACACACGUCGCCAAAGAACAUAACCUAGCGAAUUACAUGUUCUUCUUGAUGCAUUUGAUCAACAAGCCCGAUACGGAGUACACAGGUCAAGAAACCUACGUCUGGGAAAUGUAUCAGCGAAGAUGUGGGACUUCUUUCCUGUUGGAGACUGCUUCCGCAAGCAGUACGAAGAUGUCGAAGGGAACUCCUAAUGGAACAUUAUAAAGAUGGUGAAUCAGAUGCUAAUGAAGGCUGUAACUAUAAUAAGAAGCUUCAACGUAAUAAGAACAAGCCCUGUCAACUAAGUAGCCGACUAUUUUGAGAGAUAAGCAAAUACAAAUUGGUCGGCCACCGCUAUCCGGCUUAUGGGUUUACUGAUUCGACGGGCAGAUCACCUUCAUACGAAGCCAUUUCGUUGCUCGAUCGUAGCCUGUUGCCGGCAUGAACAUCGAACUUCAUAGGCUGCUAGUAAUAACUUCCUAACACUUUUUUGCUUAUUUAUUUUAGCAAUCAUAAUUAUUUGAUCUUUUUUUUAGACGAUAUGAGCGCACUUGUUUUUGGGUUAACGUUAUGAGAUGACAAUUUGCUCGCUUGCAUUGAUAUAAGGAAAAUUCAAUGUCCAUAAAUUAACGAUAAAAGAGGAGAGAUUGUAUCAGUUAUUUCUGGCAAAAGGUGUUAUUCAGCGAUGAAGCUCGAGUCUUGUUGGAUGGCAUCUCUUGCAUAUACCUAGUAAAUUUGAAAUUGUUUUCUACUUGUUUAAUAAUAUACUACUGAAAAAGCUGUUGUUUUUGUAUUAGAAACAAGCAUGGACACACGUACUGGUCUUGUACACCAUUUUUUUUUAUGUAUCAACUCCAAAUAUUUUACUGCCCCAUAAAAACUGAUCGGUGUACGUUUCAGCAAGAAAUUGCUGUUGCCGUUGUUUCAUGUACUUUAUAAUAAAUAGUUCAGUUUAUUAAUUAA